AUGAUAGAUAGCAAAUUAAAUCUAUAAUUAGAAGCUAUCAAUAAUAUACUAUCAUUAAUUGAUUAAAAAAAACAUUCCUAUUUUAAGAUGAUGAUGCUAAUACCUGAGAAUUAGAGAAUAUUCUAUAAUUCUAGAACUGUGUCUUACUCAAUAAAAACUUCAGGAAAACAAAUUAAAAAUAUUCAACUUGAGACCAAAAACUGA
Molecule: messenger RNA, 204 nt
Organism: Paramecium sonneborni
Lineage: Eukaryota; Ciliophora; Oligohymenophorea; Peniculida; Parameciidae
Source: the annotation of a GenBank genome assembly